Vitrella brassicaformis is the source of this 3628-nucleotide messenger RNA. NCBI's taxonomy places the organism in Eukaryota, Vitrellaceae. The record is from the annotation of a GenBank genome assembly.
AUGCAACACACGUCGAUGCUGACCCAGAAGGAUGUGCGUGGGUUUCUGGGCAUGACUGGCUAUUACCACAAGUUCAUACCCGCCUACGCGCACAUUGCCGCACCGCUCACCGCCUUGACACGCAAAGACCUGCAGUACACGUACGAGGAACAUUGGACCGACGAAUGCACGCAGGCGUUCGAGAUCCUCAAGGGUCUUUUGUGUCAGGCCCCCGUCCUGGCCUACCCUGAUUUCUCGAAGCCGUUUGUGUUGAAGACCGACGCCAGCAAUGUUGCCGUUGGUGCUGCGAUGGUGCAGUGGGAUGCCGAAGCCGAGCACGAGAGACCGAUUGCCUUCGCCAGCCGCAAACUGACAGCCAACGAACCGACCUAUGCAUCACAAGAGCAAGAGGCACUCGCCGUCGUGUGGGCCAUCAAGUACUUCCGACCGUACCUGUAUGGGCGCCAUUUCACCAUCAUGACCGACCACCGUAGCCUGCAGUCCUUGCCCAAGGCACAUGAGAAAGGCAAUUCGCGAGUGCAUCGAUGGUCCGUCUUGCUGCAGCACUACACAUACACGAUUGUGUGGAAGCCGGGAAGAGAGAAUGGAGACGCUGACGCGCUCUCCCGUGUCCGAGCCACUCACUGGAACCCUCUCCCUCGCAUCCGCACUCCUGUGACCGCCCAUGACAUGGAGUCAUCCGUCUUGUGUGCCUUGACCGACGAGCCGCCAUCCAUCACUCUGCAGACAUUCAGAGAUGAGCAGAGGCAGGAUCCCGUCAUCGCUGCCCAUGUGGCUUGCCAUACGGAUGGCACCUUGCCCGACGACAAGAAGCUAGCCGCCGACAUUCAGAGAACCGAAUUCCAGUUUGAGUUGAUCAAGGGAGUGCUCAUGCACCUGCCGGAAAAGAGAAGAGUGCCCAUCCCCCAGCUCCCCCGCAUUGUGGUUCCCUCUUCCUUACGUCCGUUGGUGUUUGAGAACUGCCAUGACUCGCCCUUGGCUGGCCACCUUGGCAUCGCCAAGACACUCGAUCGAAUCUCGCAUCGCUUCUGGUGGCCGACCAUGUAUCGCGACGUCACGACGUGGGUGGGAUGCUGCAAGGUCUGCCAGGCCUUCCGACCUGCACGCAGGCAGAAUGGCCCACUCAUGCACCUUCCCGUGCAUGAGAAUGCGUUCGAUUCCAUCUCGGUCGACUUUGCCGGACCGUACCCGACCACCAAGCAGAAGAACCGAUAUAUUCUCGUGUUCGUUGAUCAGCUCACUGGCUGGCCAGAAGCCGUUGCCGUCAAGAAGAACGAUGCCGUGACCGUUGCGCAUGCCUUUGUCGAUCUGAUUGUCGUCCGACACGGCUGCCCGCGUCGCCUCCUCUGUGACCGUGGGUCGCAUUUCCUGAAUGAGUUGGUGGAUGCCGUCUGUCACAUCUUCCGCACUCGCCGCAUCUUCUCGUCCGCAUACCACCCUGAGACGAAUGGACAGGCAGAGAAGAUGGUUGGCACUGUCAAGAAGACUCUUGGGAAGUAUGUCGCUUCCCACGAGAAGGAUUGGGAUGUGCUUUUACCUCUUGUUUUGUUUGGCAUUCGAUCCGCCACCAAUGAGGCCAUGGGGAUGUCCCCCUUUGCCGCCUUGUAUGGUCGCAAAGCCCGCCUGCCGUUGGAUGUUAUGGUCGCAUGGGAGCAGCCGCUCGUUCUGCAUGUGAACGACUACCGCCAAGAGCUCCUCCGACAGAUGGCAAAGGUCCGUGCUAUCUGCCGCGACAACAGAGAGGCAGAGCGAGUGAAGCGCAUGAGGCGUGCGCCUCAGUCCUUACCGCGUCAGUAUUCGCCAGGUGAUGUCGUGUGGGUGAUCAAGGGCGAUCCGAAGGGCAAGAAGCCGGCCUUCCGCCCCACUUACACCGGCCCGUAUCGUGUGAUCGGCCCUUCGCGCAGAUCGCCGCUCGACUAUGAGCUCCGCCGUGCUGGUGAGGGAGCGCACCGUCGCCGACUGGUGCACAUCAGCCGAAUCCGCCCCUACCGCCUCCUUCCUGACCCGAAGUCGGAAGCCGACAUGCCGUUGUUCCGCAAGCCGCUUCAGGGAGAUGGAGGGGAUGGAGGAGGUGAUGAUGCGCCACCACCACCACCACCACCGUCGGCACAGCCACCUGCUGUAGCCGGCCCGUCAGGUGACCGAGAUGAGUGUCAGAGCGUUGAUGUGGUGCCGCCUGCCGAUGUUGCCGAGGCUGAGUCACCAGCCGCCCCAGAAGCCGCGAAUUCUGCUAGCCCCGAGGGACCGAGAGCCUCUGAUGAGGUGCCCGUUGCCCCCGCCCCGCAAAAUGCAUCGGAAGAUCUUCCGCCGAGCCAGCCCGAUCGGCCCGUCACCGACGCCCCUUCUGACCCCUCUGUCAUUCCGUCUUCCCCUGUCGCUUCGAACCCCCCUCACUCACCCCCAGCCGAAGCUCCCGCCGAUGACCGUCAAGUGAAUUCUCCCGACCGUCAUGACCGCCCCCUGUCACCGCCACACGAUGAGCCACUCACUGUCGACGUGGUUCCACCUACUCAUACACACACACAGCAACCGAUGCAUGCACCAUUGCCCUCUGUCUCGUAUUUGCCCCCGAGUGGCGAGUCUUCUUACCGUUCGAUCAGAAAUGACUCGCCGAGAUCAUCACCGACACCCGAUGGGGAUUCAUCUCUCGACUCGAGAGCCCCUAGGGAUGACAAUUCACCUGCCAUGCCACACACACCACACUCAUAUCAGUCAUACCGCCCCAGUGAGGAUCUGCCACCGCGCCCAGCUGUCAUCGAUAUCCUCGAUAGGAGGACCAGAGGGUCCGUAGUUGAGUACCGGGUUACUCGUAGGGGAUGUGAACCGUCAUGGGAAAGGGAGAGCGAGGUAUCCGACCCCGAUGCUGUCCGUGCCUUCGAGACCAAGAUGGCAUUCGACCUGCCCAUGCAGCGCAGACAGCCACACACCAGGAAAGACGAAUGAGCCUCGCUAUCCGUCCUUCUCGGGCGCAUUCGUGUCAUGUGCGCGUAUCCGCCUUACUUGUCCGUGGUUCUCUCUCUCUCGAACGAAGGGUAUCGAUCCAACUAGCCGCCUUGUAUACGUGAUGCCGGAUGAAAGCGGUCCAGCAGUCGUCAGAGUGGGGAUCCGAGUGUACCAAACGUGCCAAUCAGCCGAUGAUAGAAAGGAGUGAGUAGAAGAGCUGCACGCCUUGGGUUCGUCGAUGAUCUGACGCGCGUCUUCACACCAACUCGUCUCGGUGAUGAAGCCGCGUCAUGCUGGGGUGCUACUCGCCGCCGGUAGCUUGCCCCCACCCAGCAUCUACACAGAUCAUCUCCCUUGGUGUUGUCUUGCUUGGAUGCUCUCUCCCGGAUGUCAUCGUGUUAGACAGGCUUGUAGGCACUUAGAUCUCCCGAUUGAUGGCCGACUGGAGGCGUAUGCUUCCUCUGGAAGUGAUUCUGACUCACUUGUGCUUGGCGCGCUAGAGCGGAGCGAUCGCGACAGAAAUAGUGGCACGUGUGCUAUUUCGUGCUUCCGCCAACGGCAGCGUUCCGCGCUGCCCCCUCCUUCGUCUGUGAGAGCCAACGACGCCCCUUUCCCCUCCUUUUUCGUGUUCCCCUUCCCUCCGAGUCCGCCCGUGUGCUCUUCUGCGUUCUCUCCCCCCCCCCUC